Molecule: messenger RNA, 6636 nt
Organism: Prunus mume (Japanese apricot)
Lineage: Eukaryota; Viridiplantae; Streptophyta; Magnoliopsida; Rosales; Rosaceae
Gene: GCT
Product: RNA polymerase II transcription mediator
Biological process (GO): positive regulation of transcription by RNA polymerase II
Cellular component (GO): mediator complex
Molecular function (GO): transcription coactivator activity
Source: RefSeq, a predicted model, not a curated record
AUUAACACAGAGACUGCAGCAAGCACGACGUCAAAUUGGAUCCAAGUGCGUAACCGAACGAAAUAGGAUCCGACUGAGAUCCGACUCGUUUACACGCUCUAUAAUUUCUAGGUGCCCGAAACAAAUCGAUCCAAAUUCAUACUUGGACUGUUGAGAGACUUGAGUGAAAGAAAAACCCUCUGAAAACUCUUCAAGCACGCGAAAACCAAACCAAUUCAAAUCCCCGACUGAAAUUUCCAGUUAACCAAACAAACUGAAGGGCUGAGAAAUGCUUGGGGAUUUGAUUUGAUAUGAAUUUACAUUAAUAAAAGAAGGUUGCAAGUAGUUGAAGACUGAGGGGAAGGAGCUCUAGAGCUUUAUUGAAAAGGAAUGUGGACCAAUGUUUUCAAAAUCGGCGGUCUUCAUCAAAUAUCAUGGUUUCAGUUCCUCCCUCAUGAUUCUGAGUUGAUCCCACAACCAGAUAAAAGUGUGAAAGAUGCUGCCACACAGCUGGUACUUUCAUCGCAUCUACAGUUGCAGAAGGAAGGAUUUCUCAGCACAUGGACCAACUCUUUUGUUGGGCCUUGGGAUCCAUCUCAAGGUUUGCACAAUCCGGAUGAGAAAAUUAAACUCUGGCUUUUUCUUCCUGGCCGUCAUUCAAGUUAUGCUGACCCUGCUCAAGCUGCAGUCUCUAAAUUAAGAGUUGUUGCUUCUGGACUUUGGAUGUCUCCUGGGGACUCAGAAGAGGUUGCGACUGCCCUUUCUCAGGCUUUAAGGAAUCGUAUAGAAAGGGCGCUGUCUGGACUAGCCUACAUGAGAUUUGGAGAUGUAUUUUCAAAGUUCCAUGCAUCACAAAGUGAAGAGCUUCUCAGGAGAGGCCAGCCUACAGUUGAGUUUAUCUUUGCUGCCACUGAAGAGGGAAUCUUUGUGCAUGCUUUAGUAUCUGCGAAGCAUAUCCGAGCACUUUCCAGUGAUGAUUUGGAGAGAGUACAAAAGCAUUCUUCCCAAAAUUCGUGUUAUGGGCUUCCAGUUAUUGUUUCUCCUCAUGGAAUAUGUGGGAGGCUAACUGGAUGUUGUCCAGGUGAUCUUGUCAAACAGGUGUAUUUCAGUUCUAGCAAGCUUAAGACUUCAAAUUUCAUUGGUCUGCCAAACCAUGUCUCUCAAGGUUCUGGUUCGCAACUGACGUGGCAAAAUUGCUAUGUUGAAGUUACCCUUGGCUGUCCUAGACCUAGAAGUGACUGGGCCUUACAAUCAAACUCAAAUUCCUUAAGGAAUGUAGUGAAGCAUCACCCUGUUGAAUCUCCUUCUUUGGGAAGAGGUGAUCAGAAGGGUUCAUUGGAUAAUAUAUCAGUUUAUGAAAAAACAUUUGUAUAUCCGGCUGAGGCAGUGCUUGUCCCAUCCUUGCAAGUGGCCGGAUCAUCUCUGAAAAGAUUUUGGCUUCAAAAUUGGAUUGGACCCUCCAUGCCUGGCUCAUCAUUCUUUAUGCUUUGUUCUGACAGCAUAGAACCAAUGGAGGAAUGCAACGAAACCAAUGGGAUACGCACACAACGUGGGUAUAAUAGUAGUAGCAACAGUAAUAGUAGCAGCAUUAGUAGCAUAAGCAGCAGCUCCAGCGAUAGUGAUGACAAAAUGGCUACAGGAGCCAGUGAACUAGAGGCAGAUGCUGAUUCUUUAACCUGUAGACAGUCUGGUUUAUCUUUUAAUAAUCGGUUGGGAAAUGAUAUCUCCAAAUUGGGUUUUAAGCGUCCGCGAGAUGGGAUGGCAGAGUCAUUUGCUGAAGUGGGAACAGCUACAAGUGCUUCUCUGCAGGAUACAUACAACUCUGAUUUUGGUUCCAUGGAAGUCAACAACUCAGCGAUCACUGUAGUUACAAAUGACCAGAUUGGAUCUCUUUGGGAUUGGGAUGGUGAUGACAGAUAUGGCACUGAUAUCCAUGCUUUGAUUAAUGAAUUUGGAGAUUUUGGUGACUUAUUUGAAAGUGAUGUUUUGCCUUUUGGAGAGCCCCCAGGAACUGCUGAAUCUCAGGCUCUCAUGUUUUCUGCACCAGAUUUUGGCGAUGUAGUUGACAACCCAGUUGGGGUGAUGGAUGUUUCUGAUCAGUUGCUUUUGUCCGAGGGUUUUGCAUCCUUUGAAAGCUUUAUUCCUCCCCCUCCUGCAGCCAUGGAAGAGACACUCAUAAAAAAUCAAGAAGGCAUAAAUAGUGCUUUGUCCUCGGGUCCAGUGAACUGCUCUUCAGCAUCUAAUAUAAGUGAAUUUGAUCACAUAAUAAAAGCUGAGGCACUGAUGACAUUUGCUCCUGAAUAUGGAGCUGUUGAAACACCUACAAGUGAAGUCUCAUCAUCCAUUUUCAGAAGCCCAUACUUGCCCAAAUCUAGACAAGCAGAGAGUUCAAAUUCAAGCCCGAGCAUUUACACAUAUGGUCCAACACCACCUUCUUCUUGCUUUGAUGGAUUUGAUGAGAAGACUGGCAUGCCGUCAAAUUCUAAACCGUGUGCUGGAAAGAAAGAUGCAAGCAACAUUUUCCGGUCGAAGAACUAUUACACUCAUGUGGAGAGUGGAAAAGAGCAACAAGACAGAAGAUUGCUUACAAGUAGUAAUGGCAUUGCGGUCGCACAUGAUGGGGUGGCACAAUCUCCUUUCCCUGUUCUCAAUUCUACAAAUGCGGUCAAAGCGGCACAGAGGAAAAUGACUGAAGGCACAUUUGAAUCAGAAAACUCCUUUCUAUCUAUGAGGACCAUUCCUGCAACUGAAAUUGAGUGCAUCUUAUUUCAGGCAUCAAUGUGUAGAAUACGACACACCUUGUUGUCUUCAAGUAGUCUCUCAUCUAUUGGUUUUAGUAGGCUGCCAGGUGACCAAACUGUCAUGCCAGAAAACAUAUCUGGAAAGUAUGAGGCAAGGAGGAAAGAGUCGAUACCCGUUAGAAUUGCUGGUGAUAUUGAUGGAGGAAUGAUAGAUGGGCAUCUCAAUGCACCUGUUGGUGUCUGGCGCUCCGUAGGAGCUCCUAGAGUCCCAAAACCCUCAAGUUCAUCUAGUAUGGAAAUUAGCUCGUCCUUGCCUCAUACUUCAUUCAAUGAUGAAAGUAUGCUUUCUUAUGGGAGACAACCACUUCAGGAACUUCUUGAUGGUUUGUCAUUACUUGUACAGCAAGCUACUUCCUUUGUUGAUUUGUCCCUGGACUCAGAUUGUAGUGAUGGUCCUUAUGGUUGGCUGGCGUUACAAGAGCAAUGGAGGAAGGGAUUUUCUUGUGGGCCGUCUAUGGUCCAUGCAGGUUGUGGGGGUACACUGGCUUCUUGUCAUUCCCUGGACAUUGCUGGUGUCGAGUUAGUUGAUCCACUCUCUGCUGAUGUGCAUGCUUCAUCUGUAAUUAGUUUGCUGCAGUCUGACAUAAAGACAGCCUUAAAAUCUGCAUUUGGUAUUUUGGAUGGGCCAUUGCCUGUCACUGAUUGGUGCCGAGGUCGCAACCAAUCAGGUGAAAGCACGGUUGAUGGAUAUUCUGCUGAGUCCACUAUAAGUGAAUGUAAAGAUUCAUCAAGUAUUGUAGCUCCUUCUAUUGUAGAACCAUUGAGCCCAUCACCAUCUUGUUCUGCUGGAUCAACUUGCCUUAAAGUUUCUAGUGCAAUGGAUGGAGCAAAAGUGGACGAGACAUCCCAAAGAAGAUCAAACCAAGAAAACUGUACUUCUGAGUCUGAUCUGCAGAUGUCCUCCCGGCUAAGACCAACACUUUUUGUUAUUCCGUUGCCUGCUAUACUCGUUGGGUAUCAAGAUGAUUGGCUUAAGGCAUCAGCAAGCUCUCUGCAACUUUGGGAAAAGGCUCCGCUUGAGCCAUAUGCUCUACAAAAACCUAUUACUUAUUAUGUUGUAUGUCCAGACAUUGAUCCCCUUACAUCUGCUGCUGCCGAUUUUUUCCAACAACUAGGAACUGUCUAUGAAACAUGCAAACUGGGAACUCAUUUACCCCAGAGUUCUGGGAGCCAAAUGGAGGUUGACUCUGGGAGAAGGCCAUCGUCUGGGUUUGUCCUACUUGAUUGUCCUCAAGCAAUGAAGAUAGAAAGUAGAAAUGCAUCUCUUGUGGGCUCACUAAGCGAUUAUUUUCUUUCUAUUUCGAAUGGUUGGGACUUGACAAGCUACCUUAAGUCUCUCUCAAAGGCUCUCAAAGCUUUGAAACUUGGUCACUGCUUGUCCACAAAUGCAAAAGAAGGAAGUAGUGGUCCUUCUACGGUGAUUUAUGUAGUGUGCCCCUUCCCUGAGCCUAUUGCAAUUUUACAGACUGUCAUUGAAUCUUCUGUUGCUAUUGGAUCAGUCAUUUUCCAAUCAGACAGAGAAAGGAGAUCUAUAUUGUACAGUCAGGUUUCGAAGGCAUUAAGCUACUCGGCCACAGUGGACGAGGCAUCAAUAUCAAAUAUUUUAGUACUCUCUGGGUUUGGUAUUCCUAAAUUGGUACUGCAGAUUGUGACAGUGGAUGCCAUUUUUAAAGUUACAAGCCCGUCACUGAAUGAACUUGUAAUUCUCAAGGAGACUGCUUUUACUGUUUACAACAAGGCUCGCCGAAUAUCACGGGGAGCCUCUAGUGAUGCAGUCCAAUCAUCGCUGUCUAGUAGAUCCCAUACAGUCCUCUCGCAAAUGUCUUCUCCUACUCCAGGGACGUGGAAGGACUGUGGUGGCCCUCGAAUUACUGGGCAUUCCCUUCCAAGAGAGGGUGAGAUGGAUGCUAGUUUGAGGACUGGUAGCUGGGAUAGUUCAUGGCAAACAACAAGAACUGGAGCAGCAAACUGCGAUCCCAACAGAAUUGGAGAUAUUUUUUCUCAAGAUGAGACUCGCUACAUGUUUGAACCACUUUUUAUUCUUGCAGAACCCGGUUCUCUGGAGCGUGCGUUUUCACCUUUAGCUUUUGGUAAUUUAUCAUCAGAACCUUCAAAGGCAUUGUCCGAUGACAUCAGUGGAGGCUUUAUGCAGAGUACAAGUUUAGGUGGAAGUGCGGAUUCUGGAUCAGGCUCUCAAGCUGAUGGAUCAGAGCUAGAUAAGAUCCCUCCUAGCCUACAUUGUUGCUACGGAUGGACAGAGGAUUGGCGUUGGCUAAUAUGCAUCUGGACAGAUUCAAGGGGGGAGUUACUUGAUAGCCACAUAUUCCCUUUUGGUGGAAUUAGCAGUAGACAGGACACAAAGGGACUGGAAUGUCUUUUUGUACAAGUUCUGCAGCAAGGCUGUCAAAUACUGCAGGCUUGCUCUUUGGAUACCGGUGUUGCCAAGCCGAGGGAUUUUGUGAUUGCACGCAUUGGAAGUUUCUACGAACUUGAAUACCAAGAGUGGCAGAAAGCAAUUAAUUCAGUUGGGGGUUCAGAAGUGAAAAAAUGGCACUUGCAACUGCGGCGAUCUGUGUCUGAUGGAGUGUCUGCUAGUAGUAACGGGCCUUCCUUGCAGCAGCAGGAGAUGAGUUUGAUUCAAGAAAGAACCCUACCUUCUUCACCUGGUCCUCUGUAUGGCAGCUCUCACUCAAAAAUAUCUGGAUUUAUGAAAGGUGGUUUAGGACAACCUUCUGUGAGAAAGCAGCUUAUGGGCACACAGUUGAUUGACAGCUCAAGGAGUUUGCUUCAGUGGGUGCAAAGUAUCAGCUUCAUUACAAUUGCAAUUGAUCAUUCUUUACAUCUUGUUUUUCCAGCAGAUACGCAAUCACCAGGAGCUCAUGGUGGUGUUGGUGUGGGCUCAUCAGGGUAUCUGGAAGGCACACCUGUGAAGUCUCUUGGUUCCACACCUGCUGCUUACAUUCUGAUCCCAUCACCCAGCAUGCGUUUCCUCCCUCCAACACCACUUCAGCUGCCCACAUGCCUCACUGCUGAAUCACCUCCACUAGCCCAUCUCCUUCACAGUAAAGGCUCUGCUAUUCCCCUUUCUACUUGUUUUGUGGUCUCAAAAGCUGUACCUACUAUGAGGAGAGAUUAUAGGAGCAACUUGAAAGAAGAAUGGCCUUCAACUCUUUUGGUCAGUCUUAUUGAUCAUUAUGGAGGUAAUAACUUUAGCCAAGAAAAACUCAUGAGAGGUAAUACCAAACAAGUGGGAAGGAGUCCAAGCUCGGAAGCUAGAGAUUUGGAAAUUGAGACGCAUGUAAUUCUCGAAUCCCUGGCAGCAGAGCUUCAUGCACUCUCUUGGAUGACUGUAAGUCCAGCAUACCUGGAGAGGCGAACUGCACUGCCUUUUCACUGUGACAUGGUUUUGAGAUUAAGAAGGCUUUUGCAUUUUGCUGAUAAGGACCUCUCCAGGCAUCAAGAGAAGCCAUAGUGCGGGUGAGAAAACAAGACGGCAGUUAAUCACUUGGUCAUUUAUUGGUAAAUAUAUUGUUGAAUGAAAUGCCCAAGUGAACUCUAGGUGGCCGCGAUACAAUUUAGCGACUCUAUAUACAAUUUUUGCAAAAUAGAAUUGUAGAUGUAAUGUUAGCCCGCUAAUUUUGCCAUAUUUUUUCAAAUGGAUGUAAACAUAAAUAGGCUGUCCGGGAAGAAAUAGUUAGAUCUAACAGGUGUAGAUUUUAAAGAUGUAUAUGAAAUUAUGAACUGUUGAAGGAUAAAUUUGAUGUGCAGAUUUCUUUACUUGGAGAGGUUAUCAUCCCAUUUUAGGAAUUCAGUUAAAUCCUGAUUUAUAUUCGAAUUCUGUAUGAAUAAUGUGUAA